AGUAGAGAGGCAAGAGCGGGAGUCGCUUACCCCCCCCCCCGUCCCUGGAAGGUUGCCAGAGGGCGUGUGGGAGCCGUUGCGCUGUGCGGCGCGUGAAGGCAAGGCCUGCUUGAGGGGGUUGGGGGAGCUACGGCUGUUCCCUCCCGGAGAGAGAAGCUGUAGCGGUGGGAGCAGCAAGCGCGGCGAGGCAGCAGCGGCGUGGCAAAAGGGCUGGCCAUGGACCCGCAGAAGUUGAGUGAGCUGCGGACCUUCGUGAAACUCUGCAAGCAGAAUUCUGCCAUCUUGCACUCCGAAGAUCUGGUCUUCUUCCGCGACUGGAUAGAGAGCAUGGGAGGUACAAUACCACCAGCUCCUUGCAAAACUUCAACAGAAACAACUGAUGAGCCAAAAGCAGAAGAAAAGGCAGAAGAACCACCAAAACCACCUGAGCCUGAAAGUGAAGAAAGUGAUUUAGAAAUUGAUAAUGAAGGAGUGAUUGAACCAGACAAUGAAGAACCUCAGGCAAUGGGAGAUGAAAGUGUUGAGGUAACAGAAGAAAUGAUGGACCAGGCCAAUGAAAAGAAAAUGGAAGCUAUACAUGCAUUAAAUGAAGGUGAACUUGCGAAAGCCAUUGACCUGUUCACAGAAGCCAUAAAAUUGAAUCCUCAUUUGGCUAUCCUGUAUGCCAAAAGAGCCAGUGUUUUUGUGAAAAUGCAGAAGCCAAAUGCUGCUAUUAGGGAUUGUGAUAGAGCCAUUCAGAUAAAUCCCGAUUCGGCACAGACCUACAAAUGGCGAGGAAAAGCUCACAGGCUUCUAGGUCAUUGGGAAGAUUCUGCACACGAUCUAGCUUUGGCCUGUAAACUGGAUUAUGAUGAAGAAGCUAGUGCCAUGCUUAAGGAAGUACAGCCACGUGCUCAAAAGAUUUCAGAACACAGAAGAAAAUAUGAACGAAAGCGUGAAGAAAAAGAAAUUAGAGAAAGAAUGGAAAGAGUAAAAAAAGCCCGAGAGGAACAUGAGAGAGCUCAAAGGGAGGAAGAGGCUCGUCGGCAGACAGGAGGACCUCAGUUUGGUGGUUUUCCAGGUGGUUUUCCUGGAGGCAUGCCUGGAAUGGGAAGCAUGCCUGGUCUCAAUGAAAUUCUUAGUGACCCUGAAGUUCUUGCAGCCAUGCAGGAUCCAGAAGUAAUGGCAGCUUUCCAAGAUGUUGCCCAGAAUCCAGCAAAUAUGUCAAAAUACCAGAAUAAUCCUAAAGUCAUGAAUCUCAUUGGCAAACUUUCAUCCAAAUUUGGAAGUCAACCAUAAAAUUUGUUUUCAUUGUAAGACAUGGGGGAAGUAUUGAUCGCUUAUUAUAUCUCGCAAUAACACAAGCCAUUGUACUGCUAAUUCUCAAAUGAGAACUAGGGUGCUCUGGAUAGAAUCCAUUUUCCUCUGUUUCAAAAAUGAAUAUUCAUAACUGUAUGCAAGGUUCAUAUAAAACCACCCCACCUUUCUACCAUGCCCUUAAUUUUCUUACUGAAAACACAGGUUUGUUUUUAAAUUGUAUAAUUGUUAUUUCUUAGUAGAUGCAAAAAUAUAAAGUGGCUGGGGAUAAAGUUUGGAAUGGAGGAAUGAUGGUUCUGUUUAUGAUGGUUUGGGAUAAUUGGACUGUUUAAUUUCUAACACAAAUGAGGCUCACUGUUUUUAUUUUAAUUGGAAGAAUUCAUUUUCAAUUCUUAAAUUUAUAAGAAUUACUUAUUAAACUGUUGAAAUCAACUCUUCUUGGAUCAUAUCCUUGCACUGGAAAGAAGCACCCUAAAUGUUGCAUGCUUUGGCUUUAACUAUAUUGAUACAAAUGAUACUGAGACUGGAAACACUACAAUCAGUGUUGAGCAGAUUAACAUGCUACUCAUCUAUAUCACAGUGAGCAAAUGUUUUAUCAACACCAGUAAGCUGAUUACUUGAAUGAUUGGGAGCCCUUUAGUUAUUUGUACUGAUUUUGCUAUUGAAUAUGACUAAUUUCUUAGUUUUGAGGGAGGGAAGCAAAAUGGUUCCCAUUACCAUGUAAUAUUCAUUAUUCAAUUCAGAAUAUACGUAAAAUAUAAUUGUGAUAAAUGGUAAUGACCUAGACACUACUUUAGAAAGUUACAUAUAUCAUCUAUCUCUAACGUCAUGUCAUAUGAAUACAUAUGGGGCAAAAGGAAGAACAAAAACUAUUGAAAUCCUUGUUACGAAAUAUUUACUGAUGGCUAACACAAAUUUUGUUUUGGUCUCUACCUUUUUAAUUAUCUGCUCAAUGUUGGAGGGCCUGUUAUAAUUAGGUUUUGGUUUUUUUUUCUAGGGCUUUUGAAUGUUUCCAGUUCUGUGCUUUGUAAUUUUGUCUGAAUCCACAAGUGAUGUAUGUUUUCUGUUUUUAAUUAAACCUCAACUGGUUCAGAAAUUCAAUAUAUUCUUAAAAUAAAAUCCACAUAAUAAUUAUCUUGUCAAACUAAAGGAAAUAUGACUUCAUUUUGCUUAAGAAAUAGUUAUGAAAGUACUUCUAGUUGCCUUUAAAAUAAUAAAGUAUGGUUUUGAAGAA
Pseudonaja textilis is the source of this 2530-nucleotide messenger RNA. RefSeq names its product ST13 Hsp70 interacting protein (gene ST13). Lineage: Eukaryota; Metazoa; Chordata; Lepidosauria; Squamata; Elapidae. Gene Ontology annotation, molecular function: protein dimerization activity; Hsp70 protein binding. The record is from RefSeq and is a predicted model, not a curated record.